AGAACAGGAUUUUUUCUUCAGGAAUUAAAACAAACGUUAUGUGUUCGGGACUGUAUAAUAUAUAAAAGACAAUGGCGAAGUUGUAUAUAUUUUUGUAAACUUCGUUCUAUAUGAAGACCAAAACUUCAGACACCAACCGUGUCCUUCCAACGGAAAAGACCAACGGAAAACACAAUGAUAAGCUAGCUGGCUAGCGAGCUGGCUCAGUAACUGGCUAGCUAUUACUCGUGGAUAAGAAGAGGAAAACAGUCAAAAAGGAGUCUUGUGUUCAACACGGAAGGGAGAGGAGGUAGCUAUGAUCAGCGCUUUUAAAAGGGAAAAUCCGUCGUUACACAAGUCGGUUUAGCUAGCUUCCGUUAGUGAUGUUAUUUAUUUUUUUGGCCUAGCUGGCGAGCAAAAGGAAUCGGUUCCAAAAUUGGAAACCGGGAUAUCGGUUGGUAGGCUUGUUUUGACUGAAGCUCGAGGGUGGAUACCAGGCUAGCAAGCCAGUCAAUGUAGCUAACUUAGCAAGUUAGCGAUAGUAUAGCCAUCACAGGUUAGCUAGCUAACGUUAGUUAGAUCCGCUACGACAUGUUGCUCAUUGUCAACUAGCUGGCUACAAAUGAUAGCUACGUAGCUGGCUAGCAUGUGGUCUCUUCUAAAACAGCGCAAAAGGAAUACAUUGUUAUAACGUUAAUUAGUAAAUUGGUUAGUAUAACAGCAAGCUAGCAACGAAAAGGAGAAGAAAGCGGCAUGUUGUUUGGACUUGCUAUCUGGCUAGUCGGCUAAUAUUGUUAAGAGUGGCAAGCUAACAUUGACCGAUUUAGAGAGAAUGUUACAGUGUUGUUGUCUUUUUCAUUAAGAUAACGCUAGAAACUUGCAAAGUUUCGACAUUGCCAAAUCCUAAACUAGGGAACUAGCUAGCUUGUGAAAUACGUUAGCUAGUUCGUCACAGCAGCCAUAAAUUAUAUGUUUACAGGGAGUUUUUGGUAGGGAUUUUACAUUGAUUUCCUACGUCCGAGUUAGCCAUGUAGCUACUAAAUUCAGGUGCAUUUGCUGAUAAGGCUUGCUAGGUAGCUAGCUUGUAAGUUAAAUAAACAUUGGCGCUAGUGAUUGGGCCCAUCUAGCUAAGUAACUGUCAGUUACAUUUGUGGCAGAGGGUUCUUGAGCAUUUCUCACUAAAUGGAUGAAUAUCAGUGCAGCCACUUGAGUACUGAGGGUAGUUUGAUAGCCAGCGCAGUUAACGCUUGAGUAUUGAGUCUUGUUGGUAAACUACCGCUGGUAAAUGGUUAUCUAGUGCUAGCUAACACAUCUUACUUUGAUAAACAUGUACCCGAUUUGUAGUUUUCAUUUUGGUCUGUCGUUCUAUGGUUGGUUUCUCAGGGCUAACGUUACGAUUCUGCAGAUUGUGCAUAGCUAAAUUAUGGCUCGUUAAGAAAGGCAAAAUUCAAAUGCCAGCUCACCAGGAGCCCAUCAGCUAGCAAACGUUUGGUAGUUGACAAGGUAGCCCGUCCGAAAAGGUACACUAGCACUAGAAUCCAAACUCACAACCAAACUCUGAUAGAUCUGUGUUAGGAUAGCCCAAACUUUCUACAAUAUUUCAAGCAAUAUAUUGUGAGAAGCCAUUGGCAUUAAAUAAGGCAUCUUGUAUUUCCAUGACACAAGUUAUCCGUCUUGGAGAAUAAGCCGACCUUCGAUUCUGAUUAUCAUUACAAACAUCACACAAUUGCCACACGUAGCAAAGGAGUGUAGGUAAUAGUAUCGAUUACCUGAAGCAUUUUAAAAAUACGUUUUAAUUUAUCUAAGAGCUGGAUACAAGUGAAUAAGUAAAAGAUUGGUAUUUUAUCGCACCCAGUGAAUGUUUUCUUUUUCUCAUUGGAUUAAAAGUGCCAAAAUACUGCCCAGAAUAUCAAAUAAGAGGGUUUUUUCCCCCCAAGAACUACAUGAGACUUGUGCUUUUGAAAAGCACGUGCGACUGUUCUUUCCUCUGCAGUCGAAGGAAGCCAAAACCCCCCCCAAACUUUUAAAGUGUCGUAUUCUCGACGACCACCUCGCUUAGACUGCAGAAUUUACCAGUACCAGUAGCGUUCAAUGGAGCUGCAAACACUAUAGCGAAGACGGAGCGGUGGUACAGCCGAAAAGUUUGGAAACAGACCGUGGCCGCGGAGAGCCGAGGGGCCGUUAGGCCCAGGUUGAGACGCAGGCUGGAAAGAUGGGUUCUCAAGCGCUUCAGAUACUGCGGCAGGGUGUGUGGGCCUCACUGACCGGAGGAUGGUACGUCGACCCACACCAGAGCACCUUCUCAAACUGCUUUCACCUCUACCUCUGGAUAUUCCUUCUGGCCUUCCCCUUCCUGCUGUACAUGGCCUUGCCUUCCAGCAUGGUGGUGGCGGGCCUGUACUGCCUGGUGGUGGCGGUCUUCUUCACGGCCGUCAAGGCUGUAAACUUCCGCCUGCACACCAUGUUCGACCUGGGGGAGAUUGUGGAGAAGAGGCAGGCCUCGCUGACCGCCGACGCCCUGCGGGUGGAGGAGGUGGAGGAGGGCGGAGACAUGCGCGGGAACCAGCACAGGGACAGCAGUGGAGGAGUGGAGAUGACGGUGUUCCGUAAGGUGAACUCGACCCCCCCGGUCCGCUGCAGCUCCCAGCACUCUCUCUUUGGGCUGAACCAGGUGUCGGAAUUCCUGCCACAGCUCGAUGACACGGGAGGCUCCAAAGACAUUAAGGACCUGAUGAGGGAGCAGGGCAGUAACAACGUGAUCGUGACCUCGGCGCACAGGGAGAUCCUCCGACACAGCUCCCAGGACACCAUCAGGGGCGCCAGCGUGGUCCAGUCCUGCCUGGCUGCUGCUCUGGCCAAUGACUUCCCCGGCCUGAUGGGUGUGGGCGGGGUGAUGUCGGGAGGUUUCGGGGCCAGCGUCCCUGGCGAAUGCCCCUCAGCACCCCCCUCCCCCUGCAGCCAGGGGGACGAGGACGACGGGGAGCGGCUGGAGGAGCGCGGGGGCCGGAGGAGUCCAGAGGGGCCUGGGACGGGGGGCUACUCGCCCCUGGGGCCCUCGGGGGAGUCGGAGAGCCUGGGGGACGCCCCGCUGAGCCCGCUGAUCAAGAGCAGCCUGAGCGAGGAGCUGAGCGAGAACCUGCUGGGCCUGGGGCUCGACCCCGUCUCCUUCGCCGCCGGCUCCGGCCGCCACACGCCCGGCAACCGGACUGGCGUCGCCAUGGCGGCGGGGUCCACCGACAGCUGCUUCAGCGGCGGGGGCGGUGCCACGGACCGCGAGACGCUCAGCACGGUGAGCAGCUACCGCAGCGAGAAGACGGACUCCACCCAGCUGGAGAGCCCCUCGCUGAGCCUGCCCCGGGCCGCCCCCUCCGGGACCACCGCCGCCCUCCCUUCCCACACGGACCCCCCCAAACCCAGCCCCCCAGAGCUGGCCGGGAGCGACACGGACGACCUCUCGGACAGCGAGCUUCUCCGCUCACCCUCCAAAGACCUCUCCCUGGGGCUGGACCCAGACCCAGACAGGACCCUGGUUGAGGGGGAGAGUGUUUCCGCCCUCCCCCCGGAGCUCCCCCUGCUGCCCCUCCAGGACUCCUCCCCCUCCAGCAGUGGGCGGUCCGAGGCCCCCCUACCCCCUCUGCCCCCGCCCCGGCAAGCCAGCUCUGUCCCUGCAGGCCUGGGCUGCUCCGACCCCAACCUCCCCAUCACCCCCCCGCCCUUCCUGCUAUCGGACGUCCCGCAGCAGGUGGUGCGGCCCAAAGACCUGAAGCUGCUCCGCUCCGGGACGGGGAGCGGCGGUGGCGGGGCGGGGCACAGGCCCGGCAGGCGGAAAGCCCCGCGGAAACGAGGCGGGGCCGGCAGCAGCAGCUUCGACUGCGGCUCGUACCGCCGGCACCACCACGGCCGCGGGCAGCACCGGGACUACAUCCCCGUACGCAGCCGGCUGGCCGCCAAGGCCUACAGCGAGCGGCUGUACGAGGACUCCAGCGACGAGGACGACGGCAGCGAGGGCAGCGACAUGAGCGCCGCCUCCAGCCUGGGCUCCCAGCGCCGCUACAGCUCCGACGACGACUCCAGCUCCUCCACGUCCUGCUACUCCCCCGACUCGGCCGGGGCGCAGCCUCUGCCCCCCUCCGGCGCCCCGCUGCCCAGUCCCCGGGAGGGCGAGGAGUCGUCGGACCGCGUGGUGCUCCACCCUCGGGGGGCCCAGCGGUCGGCCAGCACGGCCAGCGCCAAGACCCACGCCCGGGUGCUGAGCAUGGACGGGGCCGGGGGGGGCCACAGCAGUGCCGGGGGGGUGUCCUCCGCGCCCCUGCCCCUCGUACCAUCGGGUUCGGCGGCCCCCCGACCCCUCACCGUCUCCAAGUCCGACCUGGAAGCCCGCACGGCGCAUCUGGAGGGGUUCCCCGGGGGACAUCGGCACCGGCUGGACUCCCAGGGCGGGUCCUGGGCAGGGAACCACACCGGCUGGAGGGCCGGGGAGCUGGUGGAGGAGGGAGCUGUGGGUGGAGCCCUGGCUCCAGAGGAGGUGGGUAAGAGGGACUCAGUCAGCAGUGUGAAGAGGACGCAGGCCAUCCGCAGACGACACAACGCCGGGAGCAACCCUACCCCCCCACCCUCCGCUAUGGGCUCCCCCCCAAGCCUGCAGGACCUGCAGCGGGCACGCGCCUCUUCGCACUCGCGCGCGCUCACCCUGCCCUCCGCCCUGCAGUUCGCCUCCUCCCUGCUGCUCCCCCGCGGGGGCGUGCACGAGGCCUCCACCUUCGACGACACCUCCGAGGGCGCCGUGCACUACUUCUACGACGAGAGCGGAGUGAAGAGGUCUUACACUUUCGGGCCUUCUGGUGGAGGAUACGAGGACCCCGUUCAGGAGCGGGAGAGGCAGUCCCAGUCCUCCAGCUUCACCUCUGCGGAUGUCCAGGAGGGGGCGCCGGUGCUCUCCAUGCUGCAGCCCAGGCCCGUCGUGCUGCAGGGGAUGCAGGUGCGCAGGGUCCCGCUGGAGAUUCCAGAGUUUGACCUGGACCACGAGUCGGUGCACGAGUCUCAGGAGAACACUCUGAUGAUCGAGGAGAAGGCCAAGCCAAAGCAGUACUACCGCUUCUGGGUCCUCCCGGGGAAGUGGCUGCGGGUCCGCUACGACCGGCUGGCCCUGCUGGCCCUACUGGACCGGAACCGGCGUGUGGGGGAGAACGUGUUUGCGGUGCUGCUGGCCAGCAUGGUGGCUUUCCUGGGCUUCCUGCUGCUGCUGCAGGGCUUCUUCAGGGACAUCUGGGUCUUCCAGUUCUGCCUCGUCAUCGCCAGCUGCCAGUACUCCCUGCUCAAGAGUGUUCAGCCAGACGCGGCCUCCCCCAUGCAUGGGCAUAACUGGAUCAUCGUGUACAGUCGGCCGGUGUACUUCUGCCUGUGCUGUGGGCUGAUCUGGCUGUCUGACCUGGUGGGCAGCUCCAGCUCCCUGCAGCCCUUCAGCCUGUACGGAGUCACCUUCUUCUCCUCUCACUUCCUGCUCUGCACCAGGGACGUGCUCAUAGUGUUCACCCUGUGUUUCCCAGUGGUGUUCCUCUUCGGGCUCCUUCCUCAGGUCAACACCUUUGUGAUGUGUCUACUGGAGCAGGUUGACAUGCACAUCUUUGGUGGUACAGCCACGACCAGCCCCCUGUCCUCGUUAUACAGCCUACUGCGCAGUGUGCUGGUGGCUGCCCUGCUGUACGGAUUCUGCCUCGGUGCCAUCAAUGCCCCGUGGGACGAGCUCCACGUCCCGGUGCUGUUCUCGGUGUUUUGCGGGCUGCUCCUGGCUCUGUCCUACCAUCUCAGCCGCCAGAGCAGCGACCCCACCGUCCUCUGGUCUCUCAUUCGCUCACGGUUCUUCCCCGAGCUGGAUGGCAGGAGUCCGGAGGAACCACCCCUGGAGAUUAAGGACCCCCUGCCGGACAAGCUGCGUGAUUCCGUGAGAGAAACCCUUCACUCUGACCUGGUCAUGUGCCCCCUGAUGGCAGUCAUCACCUUCGCCAUCAGCGCCAGCACCGUCUUCAUCGCCCUGCAGCCUGCCCUGAGCUUCGUCCUGUACGUGCUGGCGGGGGUGGUGGGCUUCCUCACGCACUACCUGCUGCCCCAGCUCCGCAAGCAGCUGCCCUGGUUCUGCCUGGCCCACCCCGUGCUCCGCUCCCGCGAGUACUGCCAGUUCGAGGUCCGGGACGCCGCCCAGCUCAUGUGGUUUGAGAAGCUCUACGCCUGGCUGCAGUGUGUGGAGAAGUACUUUGUCUACCCCGCCGUCAUCCUCAACUCCCUGACCACCGAGGCCCAGGCCGCCAGCGUGCACCCCGAGAAACUGGGCCUCUAUAGCCGCUCUCUGUUCAUCUCUCUGGCGGGGAUGAAGCUGCUCCGCUCGUCCUUCUGCACGCCGUCCCAGCAGUACGUCACGCUCUGCUUCACCGCCCUCUUCUUCCACUUCGACUACCCGCGCUUCUCCGAGACCUUCCUCCUCGACUACUACUUCAUGUCCAUCCUCUUCAGCAAGCUGUGGGACCUGCUGUACAAGCUGCGCUUCGUCCUCACCUACAUCGCGCCCUGGCAGAUCACCUGGGGCUCCGCCUUCCACGCCUUCGCCCAGCCUUUCGCUGUGCCCCACUCGGCCAUGCUGUUCAUCCAGGCGGUGUUCUCCGCCCUCUUCUCCACCCCUCUGAACCCUGUCCUGGGCAGUGCUGUCUUCGUUACCUCCUACACCCGACCCGUCAAGUUCUGGGAACGGGACUACAACACUAAGAGGGUGGACCACUCCAACACACGCCUGGCAACUCAGCUGGACCGCAACCCAGGCGCGGAUGAUAACAACCUGAACUCCAUCUUCUACGAGCACCUGACGCGCUCCCUGCAGCACAGCCUGUGCGGGGACCUGCUGCUGGGCCGCUGGGGCAACUACAGCACGGGCGACUGCUUCAUCCUGGCCUCCGACUACCUCAACGCCCUGGUGCACAUCAUCGAGAUCGGCAACGGGCUGGUCACCUUCCAGCUGCGCGGCCUGGAGUUCAGGGGGACGUACUGCCAGCAGAGGGAGGUGGAGGCCAUCACGGAGGGGGUGGAGGAGGACGAGGGGUGCUGCUGCUGUGAGCCAGGCCACCUGCCCCACGUGCUCUCCUUCAACGCGGCCUUCGGCCAGCGCUGGCUGGCCUGGGAGGUGGCCGCCACCAAGUACGUGCUGGAGGGCUACAGCAUCAGCGACAACAACGCCGCCUCCAUGCUGCAGGUCUUCGACCUGCGCAAGAUCCUCAUCACCUACUAUGUCAAGAGCAUCAUCUACUACGUGAGCCGCUCACCCAAGCUGGAGGAGUGGCUGGCCAAUGAGACGAUACAGGAAGCCCUACGCCCCUGCCAGGCCCCCGCCUACGUGGACAGCGACCCCACUUUCAACCUCAACAUUGACGAAGACUAUGACCAUCGAGCCGCCGGCAUCACCCCAGCAGCCUUCUGCGCCAUCUACCUGGACUGGAUCCAGUACUGCAACAGCCGGCGGCAAACGCCUGUGGAGAGUGAAAGAGAGUCCCCGCUGGUCACGUUGUGUUUCGGGCUCUGCAUCUUGGGCCGCAGGGCGUUGGGGACCGCCUCCCACAGCAUGUCCGCCAGCCUGGAACCCUUCCUCUAUGGCCUGCACGCUCUGUUUAAGGGUGACUUCCGCAUCACCUCCCCGCGGGACGAGUGGGUGUUUGCUGAUAUGGACCUGCUCAACAGAGUGGUGGCCCCAGGGGUGCGCAUGUCCCUCAAACUGCAUCAGGAUCACUUCACAUCGCCAGACGAAUACGAGGACCCGGUAGUGCUAUACGACGCCAUCACGGCCAACGAGGAGAAGAUGCUGAUCUCGCACGAGGGCGACCCGGUGUGGCGCAGCGCCAUCUUGGCCAACAUGCCGUCGCUGCUGGCGCUCCGACACGUCAUGGAUGAUGGCAGCGAUGAGUACAAGAUCAUCAUGCUCAACAAGAGGUUCCUCAGCUUCAGGGUCAUCAAGGUGAACAGGGAGUGUGUGCGAGGCCUGUGGGCGGGGCAGCAGCAGGAGCUGGUUUUCCUGCGGAACCGCAACCCGGAGCGAGGCAGCAUCCAGAACGCCAAGCAGGCCCUGCGCAACAUGAUCAACUCGUCCUGCGACCAGCCCAUCGGCUACCCCAUCUACGUGUCCCCCCUCACCACCUCGUACGCCGGGGGCCACACCCAGCUGCGCUCGGUCUGGGGGGGGCCCGUCAGCCCCCACAACAUCUACACCUGGUUCAUCAGCAGCUGGGACAGGCUGCAGAAAGGCUGUGGGGCAGGCUGUAACAGCGGGGGAAACAUCGAGGACUCGGAUUGCGGUGGCGGCUCCUCUUCCAUCGCCAACAACCCCACGACGCACCCCCCCCAGCCCCUCUCCACACACAGCAUGGCCCCCCCAGCUCUCCCACCAUCCCACCUCACCACCAUCCAGCCCCCCAUGGGAACUGACAACCCUCUUGGACCAUCGUGGCCCCUCCACCCCCAGCCCCUCCCUCUGGCCCUGCUCAGCCAGUCGGAGGGCAGACGCGAGGCGGGGCUGGUGGGCUCACUACAGCGCACCUCAUCCAUUCAGGGCCUCCUGGGGCAGCACCUGUCGGGGUCUCAGCUCUCCUUCAGCAGCUCCGUGGCUCUCCCGCCCACCGAGCGUUUCUGCGCGGGCAGCGCUCAGGACUGCCCCGGGCCGCCGCCGCCGCAGCGAGGACCCCAGCGCUCCGGGCUGGGGCUGGGGCCGUGCGGGGGCGGGGGCCCGCUGUACGAGGGCCUGUACGGGAAGUGGAGCCUGCCGGGGAGGAAGGGCUUCAACGGGCCGGCCGCGGCGGACUGCGACGGCAGCGGCCAGCAGACCGUGCGCACGCAGCCUGCUGCUCCGGCCCCUCCUCCUGAAGUCACCCCAGUGGCUGAGCCAAUGGGGACUGCUCUUGUCAGCGAGACCACGCCCCUGACAGCGGGGGAGCCGGCCCCUCCCCGGGACGAGAACUCUGAGCUGCCGUUACUGGAGCGCCUGUGCUGAGACUGGCCCUCGCACCUGCAGCCAAAGCAUAGGGGCCUGGGGCGGGCUGGACCGAACCGGACCCGACCGGAUCAGACCGGACCAGACCAGACCGGACCUGGCUGGCCCGUCCGGUUUCCCCUGAGUCAUUCCAGCGUGCUCCGAUUCUCACUGAGUGGAGAGUGUCUGAAUCAUGCAAUAUCAGAUGGAGUGACCACCAGUCCCCCUCCACCGCCGAACCACCCCUGUCUGUACUGUACCUCUAAGCCCUGUGGGACUGGAUUCGCCUGGAGACGCACACGCAUUCCUCCCUCUCCCUCUCUAUCCCUCCCUCUCUCUCUCUCUCUCUCUCUCUCUCUCUCUCUCUCUCUCCAUCUCACUCUUUUCUUUUACUCUGAAAAUGGAAGCCAAACCCUCGCAGCCGAUGCACAUUUUUGGACACUUAUUUUUGGACCCUGCUCAGUAUCCGGACAGCACGGGAAGGGCUCUACUCUGAUUUGUCACUCAGGACUCAAUGGGGGAACCUUGGUGGGACUGCAGCUGACUGGCCCACGUCCCUGCUGAAUUGAGAUCCUCCGGGCCCUCGACCGGGCCUCCUGUACCCCUCAGCAAUCAUGCCAAAUGCCAAGUGAAAAAAGGGAAAGCUGAACCAAGCUGGGGCUAAAGAUCUGUCGUAUGUGGGUCUGUUCCGUGCUCAGUAGAGUAGGGCAGCCGUAUGUAGAGUAGGGCAGUCGUAUGCACAGUGCUCAGCCCACCAAUCGCAGCGCGGCAAUGUGUCUCAUGGUUAAAGUCAAACCUAAUCAUUCUACAGGUGCUAGUGCCCCAGAGCCCCUCCACACAUUCCACAAAACAAUCUGAUAUAUGUACAUGCAUUUGUGCAUCACUCCCCUGAGAACAGCAGGCAUGUGAAACUCAGACGCCUGGUUUCUGAUUACAGCAUAGGCACUUUAACCAGUGGCCCCACAACCACUCUGCCAGGGAGAGAGGGAGAGUUAGGGCUGGGGCAUAUCUGCGUUUGCCCCCCAUGGGGUUGGAUCUGGGGGGGGGGGGGUGUCCCGGGCUCACCCUGGGGCAGGAAGCAUCAGCAGGGUCAUGCAAUUACUCAAAAUGGUGGUCGCUACCAUGGAAACGUCAUGAUCUUCAAAAUGGCCAUCAGCCUUCUCCACACGACAUCACACCUGAAUUGGUUUUUAUUAAAUUUUUUUACCUUUUUUUUUUUUUUUUUUUUUUUUUUUCUAAAAUGAGGGAAGCAGGCAUUUUCUGUGCAGGUGGAGGGAGGGCAGUUAUUUUACCGCCCCUCGGUAAGGAAUAAUCUACCCCAGAACUUUAUUUUACCCAAGUGGCUCUGAUGAUAUCUACAGUGGGCGGGACCUGGAUUCCUAAGCUCCGUUCCCACCCCAGUCAGUUCUAGAGAGUGCAAUAGAUCCACAAGCUCCUCUGUGACCCUGCUCGGGAGAGAGAAACGCUUUCAGUGUGGCUACUACUGCUACUACAGCUUCUGCAGCUACUAAUAUUACUACAACUACUGUUUCUACAACUCUUACCUCCAGCGUUUUAGUUGGAAGCUCGUUGAAAUAAAGACUGAAAGUAAAUCUAAACGUAUUUAUUUGGUUGCUGAUGAUGUCACGGGAAGCUGGAUUGGUCUGGGCUGCGUAUUGAUAUUAAUAUUAAUGAAAAUGAUGCUGCUGUAAGCAGAUCCAUUUGCUGUGUGUCUGGGAUUCGACCGUGUGUCGGGGAGACUUCAGGCAAUGUCUAAUGAAGAGUUUUCUCUUUUUUUUUUCUUUUUUUUUUAUAUUCUAUUUUUGUUUACCACAAGUGUUCAGUAUGGGAAAAGAAACUGAAUUCAGUGACUUGUGUUAACCUCCGAGUUGAUAUAACUGGAAAUAGGCUUAAAAUUAAGAUGCUUAGGCCAGCCGAAAUGUGUUGCUUGUGUUUGGGUUGUGCUAAUGAUGAAAUUAGCACAGACGUAAUGCCAAUUUCACCAACCCCCCCUUUCCCCCUCACGCACUCGCGUCAAACCACAUAUCAGAGAAUGAGAAGCGGUGUGGGAUUUAAGUUUAAAAUGGUGGCCUUUGGGUGGAUUCUUUUGCGAGGGACCCGUUUGUUGAGUGGUUUGUCUGUGGCGGUGUGUCGAUGUGCUGUGUGUUCUGUGAACGUGUUUGACAGGGAGUUGGGCAGGGUGCAGAGAGGGCGGUCGUUGUGCUCUGGCUGUAAUGUAUGCAGCAGACCAGUGCUGAGGAGAGUUCUGGGACCUGGUUGCCAGAGCAGAAAAUGGAGACUGAUGUAAUUAGUCGUGAGGUAAAAGGAAGAGUAGGUUUCUCUGAAAUUUGUGAUCGUUACAUCAGCGUUGGAAUGCUCAACGUUUAAAUCACAUUUCUGUCAUACACCUUAAAGGGUUAAGUGAGCAGUUCAUGUGUGGUUCUGUUGUGAGUGGCAUUGACAACUGGUAUUGCAUUGGUAACAAUGGUAGCAUUUGAGUAUAGCUGACAGUUUUGGCAACGUGUAGCUUUUAGGUCUCAGUGUUUUGCUUUUGAAACGGGUGGUGGCGGUUUGAAGUGGGCUUUUGGGUUAGUUGGCCGAAGGUUAGCCAAUCACCUCAGCGGGUUUGGUUGCUAGGUUUCCUGCUCUGCCAUUUCUCUUGCAGUAAGGGGCAAUGGAAAACAAAUGUCUGCUUGAAAUAUUUUACUGAUUUGGCCCCUAGGAACGGUUGCUGUAAUUGUCAUGUAGGCCACAGUGUGGCGCUAAAUGAAUGUGGGCCAAUGGGUCUGUCAGUGCGCACAGGGGGUAGCCCCGCCUCAGAGGAAGUGACCAACACGUCGACUUGAUCUGUCCAGAGAUGAGGAGGAUGUCUGUAUUUAAACUGGGCGAAAACUGAGUUCCCCGAAAUGAGGAUCCUCCAAAUUGUACUGCUCUCCUUCCCCCCCAGUUAAGUUGUCCCCUUCUGUUCCACACUAGUUCCAUUCUCAUACUCGUACAGCUGUAUGGACUGACAGAUGACGUUUUUAUGUGAACAAGGAAUUUUUUUUUUUUUUUUUUUUUUAGAUUUUUUGUUUGUUUUUCCCCCAAAGUGACAGACGUUAUUCUCUUACUGAAAGUAAGCACAAGUUACUGGAUAGGUCUGGGUGUCAACUAAAGGGAUGAGAUGUAUCUCUGCCAUUUAUGUACAGCAUGUUGUGUAUAUAAAUACAUAUAAAUAUAUUUUAUUAUUAUGAUUAUUUGAUUUAAUACUUAUUUUUUCGAGGAAGACACUACCUUCAAUGAGAAGGGACCCCCCCCCCCCCUCCCCUUCCUGCUUUUCACUCCAGUUCAGUGCGUGUUGAUCCCCAUAGAGAAUGCAUUAUGAAUCACAUCUGGGAUAAAAUGAUUGAUACUGCUUUUGCACAAACUUUGUAAAUCAGAACACCAUACCAACUUGUUUUUGCUUUUUUUUGUUAUUUCAGUUAUUUUGGGGAUGUCUUGUUUUAUUUAAAUCUUGUAAUUCAAUAUUCAAAGUUCUGUACAGUUUUUUAUGUGAUUUAUUUUUUUUCCUCCCCUAUUUAAAUUAAAGAUUUUUUGUGUCAUGGUU
This is a messenger RNA of Conger conger (European conger), 12545 nucleotides long. Its product is annotated as pecanex-like protein 3. The transcript is spliced from 35 exons. The record is from RefSeq and is a predicted model, not a curated record. Lineage: Eukaryota; Metazoa; Chordata; Actinopteri; Anguilliformes; Congridae. Gene Ontology annotation, cellular component: membrane. The coding region runs from base 2192 to 9001 and encodes 2269 amino acids.